This is a messenger RNA of Lotus japonicus, 2465 nucleotides long. RefSeq names its product ribosomal protein S4, mitochondrial. Gene Ontology annotation, cellular component: small ribosomal subunit. Gene Ontology annotation, molecular function: structural constituent of ribosome; rRNA binding. NCBI's taxonomy places the organism in Eukaryota, Viridiplantae, Streptophyta, Magnoliopsida, Fabales, Fabaceae. The transcript has a single exon. Gene Ontology annotation, biological process: positive regulation of translational fidelity. The record is from RefSeq and is a predicted model, not a curated record.
AGCGGUAAUCUCUUUCCCGUUCCCGGCUUUUUAAGCUGUUAAACCAGCUUAGGAAAGAUGAGAACUCGCAGCAGAGGGGGUUCGAUUCCCUUUAUACGCGAUGUGGUGAAUCAGACUGAUUCAACGACGACGAGAUAUGCGAUUUAAAACUUGUCGUCUACUUUCAGGAAAUGUUCGGAACAGAGAACUUACAAUAAUACAACGCCGCAUUCUCCGAAGAUUGAGGAAGAAGAAGAGAUCUAUUAAGAGAAAGAUUUAUCCGAGAGAAAAUCUUAACAGUUACAUCCAAUCACAAACUACACGAAAGUUGCCCCUUUUUCAUGGGGAUUUACCCAUCACAGAGAUGCACAGAGGAACAGAACGAACUUCAUAUAUCCCUUUUCUACUCAAUCCAGAAACAAGAUCGGACGUUAUUCCGGUUCGUCUCCAUUUUCGUGAAACUAUUCCUCAAGCAAGGCAGCCGAUAAGUCAUCGAAGGGUUUGUGUGAAUAAUCGAAUGGUAAGCAUUACUCGUUUGAAAGUUUCCCACGGUGAUCUAAUCUCUUUUCAAGAAAAUGACGCGAGAAUCCGCGGUGAAGAAAUAAGGAGAUCUUUCUAUAUCGAAAUAUCAGUUGAAAAAAUAAUAGGCAAAUUCCUGGAUCACCCGGUAAGAAUGUGGAGAAGAACCAAAACAGAAUGGUUCCACCUACUAAAAACUAAGCGGGGAUGCCGCCUACUACUAAAAUCCCGGUUUUUGCAACAACAGUUGCGUUAUUCUAUGCAAGAAGAAGACUUUGAAAGAACAAAGAAGUUUGGAUCCGAAAAAGUAUGCUUAGGCAGUUCCUUCGCUGAGCACAACAGAAUGAAGAGGAAUUUGUAUCAUUUCAAAUCCCUAUUCUUAUCGAAGAGAAGAAACGAGAAAAACCGAUAUCUUCCUACUCGAACAAGAAGUCCUAUAGUUUACAACUCUUCUUUAUAUAGUAAUUCGACCUAUUGCUCCUCAUCCCCCCAUCAGUUUACUAUGAAGAGAAGAAUCAAAAGGAUCGAACUACCUACCCAUUAUUCGGAGGUGAAUCAUAGAACACCAAAAGCGGUGGUAUUUUAUGGACCUAACAUAGGUCACAUCCCUCACGACAUAAGAUUGAAAGAUCCAAACCUUCCUCUUCGGAGCGGAAACGGACGUGGCCAAAACAUAUAAAGAUCGGCGUAGUCGCUCAUAGGGACAUAUCUAUCCGGAUAGAGGAUAGUCUAGAUCGAUUCAUAGAUAGAUUUCUAUCCAUAUAGAUAGGUAUCUCCGUGGAUAGAGAUAAAGAUAGGGAUCCAUCUAGAUCUUGCUUGAUUCACUAUUUCCAUUUUUUUCUUGAUUCUGAUUGAUUGCCUUUUUGACGACAAGUUUUAAAUCUUAAUGCAGGCAAGGUACGUAGUUCUCGACCGUAAGGGAGAAGGAAAGAUUUUAAAUUCUGACUUGCUGGGUCAGAGCGUAGACGAGCGAGCAGAGCCCAGGAUACAGGGAAGCCCGUCAUAGAGCAGUCGACUAGAAGUAGAAGACUGCUGGCCUGAGAGAAGGCGGCCUCCCUCGGGAAACAUGGCCCAAUUUCUCUUCUUUCUUUUUUGAUUACCUUCUUUGAAGAAAAGUUAAGGAUUAUGCACGUGGAAUACUCCAUUCCAUUUCUUCUUUCUUUUCUUUAAGGGAGCAGUUCCAGAAGUUGCACUUUCUUUCGAUGUUGGUCCAGGCCCCCUAUCAAUUGGCAUUGAAGUAGGCAAGGCCAAUCCAUCUGUUAAGUCAGCUGGUUCUAGGUCAAAAGCUAGUGUAAAAGAUGUCUUUAUCGUCCUAAGCCCUAAAAGUGCUUCCGCCUUACCUGGAGUUGAAGUUACCGUUGGAGGCCUUUGAGUUCCAGUCUCAGUAGUGGCCUUCCCUAUAUGUACAGGGGAGUAGUUAGUUGCGAGUGUCAGAAAAAAGUGCUUUAAAAUAGGAGAAAGAUUAAUUUGAUCAUCCCAAGGGAAAAUGAAUGGGAAGGGGGCGUCGUCAGCUACCCUUCAGGCUAAUUAUAAGAAUAGGAUGACUUACCUUUACUGGUUGGCUUUUAGGAAGCCUGCUCCGAGUAAACUCGCGAUUCUUUUAGGCGGACAAUUCUCUAUAUCGACUAUCUCGAGGAUAGAAUUCCUCCAGACUACCACAGCCUCCGCCGCUGCAGCAGUAUCCUCAUCAGAUACAUAUUAAGAUACUACUCUUUGCGACAUAUGUUUAACUAGCCUUCGGGUGGAAAAAGAUUAGCAGUUAAAGGAGCCGCAUCCAAAGCAAUGAAAUUGUGUUGCGGAAAUGAGUAUACUCUUGUGGUAAAUUUACUGGUAUUCAAUCAAUUAGGUAACUCUUAGCAAGUGCUACGAGUGCUUCGUACUAUAUAGAAGUAUAGGAAUUUUGCCUCUUCUUUAUAUCAUAUCACAAUUUUUUUUUACGAUUCUGCUAAUCCUUAUGCUCUAACUAG